CUCGGUCACUUUACAGCAAGACAAAUUAACGGUCUGAGGAAACCCCUGGCUCCACUCGUGUUUACUAUCCGUGUAACUUCUCCAGUGCACUCGUUCAGAGCUGAAAGCCAGUGGACCAUGAUGGACUACAUGACGGACAAGUUCCCGCUGAAGUGUGAAGCGGGGAAAGGGACAGACUUUUACUUGGAGCCGCUCAUGGAGCCUUUAGAGAGCAUGCAGUACUACAGCAAGAGCUCCAGUAAGAGCGGGCAGCAUUACACACUGCAGAACCCUGAGCACCACAGCAUCCUGGAUAGAUCUUCUCCCUGUGACAACCAAACCUCAGCCGCAGCUCCUCAUUACUGCAGCGCGAAGGCGGAGGACGGCGGUGGACAUGCGGAUCUCACCGGGCCGCUGGAGGAGCGCUGCAGUGUGAGGACAUCACCGGGGACUACAGCUCGGGACAAAAGCGACUUGGACGACAUUGGCGAAAAGUGUGACAGCAACGUGUCCAGCAGCAAAAAGAGACGCCACCGGACCACGUUCACGAGCGGCCAGCUUGAGGAGUUAGAAAAAGUCUUCCAGAAAACGCAUUAUCCAGAUGUGUAUGUGAGGGAACAACUGGCCAUGCGUACCGAGCUCACCGAGGCCAGAGUGCAGGUGUGGUUUCAGAACAGAAGGGCGAAAUGGAGAAAGAGGGAACGCUAUGGACAGAUCCAGCAGGCCAAAAGUCACUUCGCAGCAACGUAUGACAUUUCAGUGCUGCCCAGGACAGACAGCUACUCACAGAUACCCAAUAAUUUGUGGCCAGCUCCAACCCCCGGUGGCUCAGUGGUUUCCUCCUGUAUGCUUCCACGUGGUUCUCCACCGUGUGUACCAUCUCCGUACCCCCACUCACCACGGGCCCCUGAACACAAUUACAUUAGCUUCCCCAACCAUCAGCAGAAUCAGUUUGGCGUCAAUCCCGUCUCGCUCAACAACUUCUUUACUGAUUCGCUUUUGACUCCUGCACCAAAUAGCCAUGCAGCCUUCGAGAGUAAACCUGAGUUUGAGAGGCGGUCAUCCAGUAUCGCUGUCCUCAGAAUGAAAGCCAAAGAACACGCAGCUAACAUCUCAUGGGCCAUGUGAUCCCUGUACUCAGGCUCUUAUUCUUAACAGUAUUAAAUAAUUAAGGUAUUCAUAAAGACACAAAUAAGGACAUUUUUUUUACUAAGAAGGACUCGUUGCUCUUUGAACUAAUUAUUGACUUGAAAAGGAGCUUCAAUUUGAGAAAGCAUCACUUUUUGGUCUUACUUUGAACAACUUGGCAAUACAAAACAUUACUUGAUUUGCAUAUUAUGCCUAAAUGAAUGUCUUAUGAAUGUCCAAAAACUUUUGUAUUAGUGUGCCUUAUUAAUGUAUAAUGCACUUAUGGUGGUGUAAAAACAGUAACACAGGGAGCUUUAUGAGCUUUACUACAUUCUGUACUCAGGACUAAGAUUGGACGUGCUGUCCUUUGGCAUGCUUAUCUCACAAACCAGUGUGUGCCUAUAAGCUACACAUAAAUGUUGCUGAGUGUUGAUCUGCCACAACCAGAGGAGCACUUUGCACUCUGUAGGGUUUGUAUUUUAAUAAAUUUAUUUGGAGAUUUCACAUUUAUUGUGAUUAAUAUACUGUAUCAUGACCAGUUUCUGAAAAGAAUCCAAUUUUCUAUUUUUACCUUAGAUUUUGAAAAUAUAAAUCUUUAACUCACAUUCAAGCCAAUGGUGAUAUAAUAAACAAAAAUCUAAACUGACAUAAAAACUAUUUCAGUGUUAAGUUUUUUCACCAGCUCCAUCCUCCAUUGGGGCAGUACGGUGUCUAUCUUGGGAACACUGGGAGUGAAUUGGAAAAAUGUAAUGCACACAUAUACACAUAUUGUCUACAGGGACAGGGACCCAAACUCAGGGCAAAACCUGGAGCUGUAAGGUGCUACAACCUUAUUGUUUCCUAUUCAAUAAAAUUUCAGUAUAUUAGGACAUAUCUACACUUAACUCUGACUGGAAUGGUAUGCUGUUUUUCUAAUAUAAAU
Messenger RNA from Silurus meridionalis, 2029 nucleotides. RefSeq names its product ALX homeobox 1 (gene alx1). Gene Ontology annotation, biological process: negative regulation of DNA-templated transcription; positive regulation of transcription by RNA polymerase II; embryonic skeletal system morphogenesis. The record is from RefSeq and is a predicted model, not a curated record. Bases 118 to 1107 code for a protein of 329 amino acids. The transcript is spliced from 4 exons. Gene Ontology annotation, molecular function: DNA-binding transcription activator activity, RNA polymerase II-specific; RNA polymerase II transcription regulatory region sequence-specific DNA binding. Lineage: Eukaryota; Metazoa; Chordata; Actinopteri; Siluriformes; Siluridae.